GAAUGUCGAAAUCAUAUCCUAAGAUUUUGGUGAGCCAUUUCUGAUGUUCCAAAGCCACCAGUCGCUGCUCUAGCAAAUAUUUCAAGCUCUGCUGGUCCGUUCUGACCAAAAACUUAUGCCCCAGAAGGUAAGGUCUCCAUUUCAGUAUAGCAAGAACUAUCGCCAUCAACUCCCGCUCAUACACAGAUUUUGUGCGUGCUCGAGAUGACAACACUUGACUGUAAAAGGCGAUUGGUCUGCUAUUUUGCAUCAACACAACCCCAAGGCCCACUCUCGAAGCAUCCGCCUCCAACACAAAUGGUUCUGAGAAAUUGGGCAGCGCCAAAACCGGAACCGAGCACAUGGCUUGCUUAAGCUUCCCGAAAGCUUCUUGAGCCUCAACCGACCAAUCAAAUGCAUCUUUUUUGAGCUGAAUGUCAAAGGCUUCGCAAUGCUACCAUAGCCUUUGACAAACUUCCGAUAGUAAUCCGUGAGACCCAAAAAUCCCCGUAAGCCUUUGAUUGUCUGCGGAACAGGCUAGCUGUCCAUGGCCUCUAUCUUGCUCGGGUCAGCCGAUACCCCUUGUGCCGAAAUGAUGUGACCGAGAUACUCCACCUAUUCUUGAGCAAACAUACACUUUUUCUGAUUGGCGUACAACUGAUGUUGUUGAAGGCGCUGCAACACCAAGGUGAGAUGCUGAACAUGCUUCAUAAUGAAACACUAUAAACCAAUAUAUCAUCAAAAAACACCAAGACAAACUUCCUCGAGUAAUCACGAAAAACCUCGUUCAUAAGUGCUUGGAAAGUUGCUGGGGCAUUUGUAAGGCCAAAAGGCAUGACAAGGAACUCGUAAUGUCCCUCAUGAGUCUGGAAAGCUGUCUUCUCCACAUCUCGAGUCGUCACGUGAAUCUGGUGAUACCCCGACUUUAAAUCCAACUUGGAGAAAAUCUUAGCCCCAUGAAGCUCAUCUAACAACUCAUCGAUCAUCGGAAUCGGAAACUUAUCAGCCACCAUUUCUCGAUUCAAAGCUCUAUAAUCCACGCAAAAAGGCCAACUCCCAUCCUUCUUCUUGACAAGUAACAUCGGGCUCGAAAAAGGACUAGUGCUUGGGCGAAUUAUACCUGCUUGUAACAUCUCAGACACCAACCGCUCAAUCUCGUCCUUUUGAACUUGCGCAUACCGAUAUGGGCGUACUGAAAUAGGCCCCGCUCUUGCUCGAAGGGUAAUGGCAUGCUCACAGGUGCGGCUAGGUGGUAGUCCUGUGGGCAUGGCAAACACCGCCCUAAACUCCUGAAGCACACUGCCUACGGCCGAGGGAACCUGCUGCUGCUCGAGUGGUGUCUCCGUUGACAAAGCCCCAAAUUAUACCCCAAACCCCUGAGCCUCCUUCUCCACUGAUAAUAUCAUUGCCUUGAGCGAAAUAGGCGAUUUGCACAAGCUGGGAUCCCCUUGCAAGGUUACCCUCAUCCCUGCCAUUUCGAACUUCAUCACUAAUGUGCGCCAAUUUACUUGCAUAUUGCCAAGGGUUUCCAACCACUUAAUGCCCAAAAUCACAUCCGCUCCCCCUAACUCCAAUGGUAAGAAAUCAGUCACCACACGCAAAGUCCCCAAAUCCAGCUCAACUUGUGCACAAAUCCCCUCUGUCCUAACCUUGCCUCCGGUGCCUAACAAUACUCCAUAACAUGAUGUAACUGUGAUUGGGAUACCCGUGGCUAAUACCACGUCCAUAGAAAUGAAGUUGUGGGUAGCCCCACUAUCAAUCAAGACCGUAACUGAUUGCUGCCCAAUGUGGCCAGCAAGCUUCAUGGUAUGUGCCGAUGUGAUGCCCACUAAGGAGUUAAGCGAUAAAGUGGCUAGAGUUUCUUUAGUACCCACGGUUUCCCCCGAAUCAGGUGAUGGCAGCGGGGACUCCUUCGGUAAAGGCGAAUCAUCCUCAUCCAUCACUAGUAAAACUUGCAAUAGUUUUUUAUCACUCAUGCCCCCGAAAAAACUUUUUAUCACAUUUGAAACAAACCCUGCGGGCUUUCUUAUCCUGGAACUCCACCUCCGUGAGGCGACGGAACGACGGUUUCUGCAGUGGAGGAGCAGCCGGCUGAGACUGAAUUGACGGUGCCGAAGAAGAGGGAGGCAUAAGAGAACGGCUACUGAACGGGUUGAUGGUUUGUCUGAAAGGUGUAAUUGGGCUCAAUGUUGUCUUGGGCAAAGUGGGCCGCGACUGAGGGCCCAUGUGCAGCAAUUGAUGGCCUUCUUCCACUCUUUGGGCCGUCUCCAUGAGCUGGGCCAAACUUACUGGUUGGAGGGUAUGCAGGGUAGCUUUGAUGUCGUCCUUGAGCCCCCGCACGAAGCUCCCUUUGAGGAUAUGGUCUUGUACAUUUGGUAUUCGAGAAGCUAGGAGCUCCCAACGAACUCUAUAGUCCUUCACAGUCGUAGUUUGAGUGAUCGACAUCAACUCUUUGGAGAGAGUGCCGACUGGAACAGCUUGGAAAUGCAAGAUGACGAGUUUCUUCAAUGUUGCCCAAGAGGUGAUUGGUCGGCGUUGGUUCUCCCAUUGAAACCAGGUGAGAGCAUCCCCAUCCAAACCCACAAUGGCGGUUUCCAACAUCAAUUGUUCGGACAUCCGUGUGAGCAAGAAGUAUCUCUCAGCCCGAUAAAUCCAAUCAUCGGGAUUAACGCUGCUGAACAAAGGAAGCUCCAUUUGAGGCGCCCGAUAAUCCGGCCCAACAUUCUGGCCGGAGAAGUAAGAGUCCAUCUGAACAGAGGGUGGUGGUGGUGCUGCUCCAGACGCAGGCGGAAUCAGAGCAGACAGUAACCUCGACGAAAUGGGAGUUGGAGCUGAAGAAAUGUCCCCUUCUAAAGCUCGACGAAGCCGAUCUGCACUAGCCACCGUGGUGUCGGUAUUGGGCUUGCCUGGAGCUUGAAGUAGUUGGGCUAAAUGGGUAACUAAGUAGUCCAUCUUCUUUUCCAUGGCCGACAAUCGUUGAACCUCGGUUUUCAGCACUCUAAUUCCUUGGGCAAGUGUUGAAACUCAGUCCGAACUGCUUGAAUUUCCCGACUAACCUUCGACUGAAUCGCCUCCACUCUUUCUUCCAAAAUUUUCCACUGAGAAUCCUUUUUGGGUCACAUGCCGAUCGAGUGCUUUGAUACCACUUGAUAGGUUAGACCUGCAAAUAGUUAGCCAAACAGAGAAAAUGCAGAGAGUUGAAGAAGAAAAGAAUGCCUCAAUAUUGCACACCAGGAAAUUCGAGAGCCUAGUCUCUCCCUUUCAGUUUCAACUCCACAAAGCAAAUCACACCCACAAACAGCUCAUACUCUCUCUAUUAAUACUCCUCCCUACCUUGAUAAUGUGCACCCUAGCCACACUAAGGCCUAACCCACCUAACUAACUCAGUAACAAUACUAAUCCCCUACUGCUCCUUCGCCCUUGCCUCUCCUGCUCCUCCUAGCAUACACAUAAGUAAUAGGUGGCUUAUUAGAGUGGAUAAAUGAUUUCUUGCAAGAAAUAUUUACAUUGCUUUUAUGUACGAUCCUUCUAUCAGUGUGCAUAAAGGCUAUAAUUUGUCAAAGGAGGCUGAGAAUUUUCUUAUCUCCCGGGGGCUUAAGAACGCUACUUACUCUAUUAGUGUCAAUGAUGUGAAAGAUAAUCUUUACGGCAAACUUGGGAAACUUGUUGCUUGUCCUUACCAGCAACCAGCUUCCUUUGAGGAAGAGGGUGAGGACGACUCUUCACCAGAGAGAUGGCAGGAAGCACUUGAGUUAGCAGAGCUUGCUGAGAAGGUUGGCUGUAGUUCAUUACCUACAAUUUCUCGAAAUAAAGAUUUCAGAUCAAAUAGUUGCAUGACCCCCAUUGAAACGCUUAAUGUUUCUUCUCGCUGUGAUUCUUGUAUUCUUGAGUUCGAUGGUGCUUCGAAAGGAAAUCCUGGACUAGCAGGUGCUGGAGCUGUGCUGCGUGCUGAGGAUGGAAGUGCGGUAUGGCAGUUGCGUGAAGGGGUUGGCAUUGCAACGAACAAUGUUGCUGAAUAUCGUGCAUUACUUUUAGGACUUAAACAAGCUCUCAAAAAAGGAUUUAAACAUUUACGUUGUCAGGGUGACUCUAUGCUUGUCUGUAUGCAGAUUCAGGGCAAGUGGAAAAUAAAAAACCAGAAUAUGGCUGACUUGUGUAAACAGGCAAAGGAACUCACGGAAAAGUUUUUGUCGUUUCAGAUCAAUCAUGUUCUCAGGGAAUAUAAUUCUGCAGCUGAUGUUCAAGCAAACCAAGCAGUAUAUCUUAGGGAUGGAGAAGUUGAAGAGGAUUGUAAAGAAUUAAUGUAAAGUCUAGAGAGAGCUACUUUUGCUCCUAAAUUGUGUCCAGAAUCAGACUUAUGUUGUGGUGGCUCAGUUAUUUGGUCGAACUUGUAUUUUUUUGUUCAAUUGGUACUUAGUAUUAAACUGUGUUAUAUUUUAAGUAAAUUAAUAUAGAAUUAGGCUUGCCCUUAUCCUGAUUCUGCGUUUAUUCCAACUUUCAUCUCUUAAUUACUUUGUUAGGUCCCUAAUUGAAAUUGGAACCUCUAAUGUUCAAUGCCUUGAAGACUUGCCUAUUUGAUUGAACUUAAAGAACUGCCUGUUCAGUAAAAUUAUAAUUCUCUGGGUUA
Messenger RNA from Humulus lupulus (European hop), 4606 nucleotides. RefSeq lists its product as uncharacterized. The record is from RefSeq and is a predicted model, not a curated record. The coding region runs from base 3495 to 4286 and encodes 263 amino acids. Gene Ontology annotation, molecular function: nucleic acid binding; RNA-DNA hybrid ribonuclease activity. Lineage: Eukaryota; Viridiplantae; Streptophyta; Magnoliopsida; Rosales; Cannabaceae. The transcript has 9 exons.